AUGGACAAGAGCCGGAGGGGACGUGAGAGCCACGCGACGUCAGUGACACCAGGGAGACCGGUGGAGAAAUACGACGAAGCAAAGGGUGCAGGGCAAGCCGAGGCCGGGACGCAGACGGAAGAACAGGGAGAAGAGAAGGAUGGACGCGGACGGCUGGUGCAGGGUGGGAGCGCGGGACCUCGCAGAGGACGAGGGAGAAUGCGCAUCGCGGCUGGACGCACUCUCAGCCGAGACCGUAAGGACAUCAAGCCGGGGCGUGGCACAGGACGCAGGCCCUGGCGGGAGCCCUCAAAGUCCCGAACCGACCCGGUGGCCAAGUCCAAGGGCCGGAUCAAAGUGCCGCCCCCGGUGGACCCGGCGGAGAUGGUGGUCCUGAAGGACCGGUACUCGGAGUACCAGCUGCUCACGAGGGCGCUCCGCCUGGAGUUCAAGGAGGAGGUGCUUCGAAAGAAGUACGAGGAGGAGACGGGCUCCCUGGCGGAGGAGAGGGCGAGGCAGGAGGCGGAGGAGCACCGAGCCCUCAUGGCCUGGAACAACCAGGAGAACCUCCGCCUGCUGAAGCUCAGGAUUCAGAGGAUCCGGGUGGAGGAGGAGGAAGCUGAGAGGAAGCAGCAGGAAGCUGCCGUGAAGCGAGAGCGAGAGCAGCAGGAGUUCAUCCGAGAGAGAGAGCAGGAAAUCCUGCAGCUGCAGGAGGACGCAAAGAACUUCAUCACCAUGGAGAACUUGGACCAGCGGAUAGAAGACGCUCUGGACAAUCCAAAGAACUACAACUUUGCCAUCGACAGAGAAGGACGCGUUGUUAAACAGACGACGCUGCAGUGAAACGCUGACGACAGAAGAAGAAGAAGAUGAUCUCUUCAUCUCUUCAGUGUCACUGGAGGGUUAAUGUGCCGUCAUGUGAUCAGAACCAGGCCGUGUUGGACACGUGUUGGACCAGCAUGACUCAGCAUGUUGUGAUCGUUCCUGUCUCAUGAUAAUCUGUGUAGAGUAAAUUAAAUGUUUGAGUUUCCACUAAA
Larimichthys crocea (large yellow croaker) is the source of this 1016-nucleotide messenger RNA. It is a transcript of the gene mrps26, whose product is annotated as mitochondrial ribosomal protein S26. Lineage: Eukaryota; Metazoa; Chordata; Actinopteri; Sciaenidae. The record is from RefSeq and is a predicted model, not a curated record. Gene Ontology annotation, cellular component: mitochondrial small ribosomal subunit.